GUAAGGGGCAGGAGGUGUAGGGUCGGGGCGCUGCGCAGUUGGGGCCUGAAGGCGCUGGUCCCGAGCGAGCGGUCCCGUCCCGUCAGAGCGGGUCCAGAACGGACCUGGAGGCUUCCGGCGUUGGGAGAGGACGGUGGGACCGGUAGCUGCAUUCAGACCUGACCUGAGUUCUUCAGUUUGUCCAGAAGCGGCGCUGGGCGCGGGCUGCUUCUGCUCCUUUGCAUGUUUUCAGUAAGGUGUAUUCCCCCCCAGAAGUUACUGUGCAGGCUUAGCUUUGUUUGGUGCUGGUUUCCACGCGUGUCUCUUAAUGAAUGGUGCUGUCAAGUCAUAAGUCCUCCCAAUGGAGAUAAAAGCGCCCGUCAGAAGAUACGAAACAAGAAGUAAGGCAGCAGGAAGAGAGCUGUCCAAAUCCCGGGUCGAUUGGAGGCGUACUAAAAGGGAACUCAUAGUAUUUGACAGCAGUGACGAAUCCUCAGCUACCUCUGAGGAGGAGGAGCCUACCACAUCAGAAAGUGAAAUAGAUGAAAAGGAUGAAACUUGUAUGAAGAGCAGCUUUUCAGAUCAGGAGGAAAAAGGCCACAAUACGGAAGGAACAGAUGAUGGGGAGGAUGAGUGCAUUGUGCCUGGGAAGCGUAAGAGGUCGAACACCUCUGUCCUGUAUGACAGUGAUGAAAGUCAGGACAGUGACAUACUGGUUAGAAAAGUCUUUGCUAAACGCCGCUGUAUAAUGGAUGAGGAUGACAGUUCCGAAGAACAGCAACCUGAUAAAGCGUGCCCUACAGAGAAUGUUUCGACUAGGAAACAGAAAGUGUUUGCAAAACUGAAAGAACUUGCAAGAAAAAGUGCAACUCGGAGAUCUUGCAGCAGUGCAAAUUGGGAGGAUUCUAAUAGUGAAGCAGAAAUAGAAGAGGAACCGCUCUGUCACUUGCCCCUCACACCAACAGAAGGUAGUGAAACUGACAGUGACAGCAUGGAAGAUUUUAUAGUAGAGGAAGAUGAAGAUGAUGAUAAUGAUGAUGAUAACAACACAGAGCACGUAAAGAGUGAAAAUCAGCUGCAACAAAAGCAACUAAAUAUGUCAAGUAGCGAGUUGCUGUCAUACUACGUCCCACAAUUACCUCGCUGUGAUCAUUAUGUGCACUUCAAAAGAAUAGUAAAGGCUUUCCUCAUAAAUGCAAUUGAUGACACUUUUCUGAGCUCAUUAUAUGAUGGAACAAGACAAAAGAAGUAUGCACAAGAUAUGUUGCUCUCACUUCAUUAUUUGGAUAACCGCUUCAUUCAGCCUCGGCUUGAGAACUUAAUCGCUAGAAGUCGCUGGAAAGAUCGAUACAAGGAGCGUGUGGAUUGUUACCCAGAUGUUCACAUAAUCUUGAAAAAUCCAAAAAAUAUGUCUUGUCAGGCCUGUGAAUUGAAGCGGCAUUGUAAGUUUAAUGUGUUGCUCUCUGGACGGCUUUAUAAUAGUAAAACUUUGAAAGCGGAUGACUUCAUGUCAAAUGACAAGCAGGACAAAGUAUCUUGGCAUCUCAGUUGCACUGACGCUUGAAGUUGCUGAUCUGCUUUUGAGAAGACUUGUUCCUGGCUACAACACUACAUGUUAUUAGAGCCUUUUCCCCAUUACUGCAUUAUCAGAACUACUUUUCCAAACUAGAGAACAUUUUUUUAGGUAGUCUUGCAUCUUUUUCUCACUCAGUUGUCUCUGCUAGAACGUUUUGAAUUAAGUUAUAUUUUUGGAGUGAAAGGCAUCUUUCCUGUUGUUACAUGAUGUUGCAUGAGGUAGUCAAUUUACAUAACUUCAGAAGUCACCUAAAGUAAUUUAAUAAUAACAUAAUAUAAUUUUAUUUCACAGCUGAGCCUUUUGAAGACCUUGACUCUUAAAAACCUAGGUAUUUCUAAUAUUUAGAUAUCAUCGUUUCAAAUUUACAGCUACAUGUUAUGAUUGUUAUGAUCUCCUUAGGUAAUGUAAUUCAUGAUCUCUUAUGAAAAACUCAAAGCACACAAUUUGUCAAGAGUAAAAUAUUGCUAUAUUUAAUCAAGCUGAUAUCCAAGUUUUGCCUUUCUUCCCUUUCAGGAGGUGCAGAUGGUGUUUUUGUUUUGUUUUGUUUUGUUUUGUGAGUGUAAAAGAAUUUCUGAAUACAGCUGAAGUUCCUCACAGUAUUUUCUGAAAAGUUUCAGAACAAGUCUUUUUUUCAGUGUAUUUGAUAAUGAGGUAUAAUGGGAUUUCUUAUGCAAAAAUAAAGUGAAGCUCUUGUCAGACUGUGAGUACAUCUUACUGAAGCAGAAGCCUGUAUGGUUUGGAUUUUUUCAAAUUUUCUAACUUAGAGAUUUGAGGGGUGUUGGUGUGAUUACCAUGCCAUCAUAUUGGGCUCUGCAUGUAAUGCAGGAGCUAGGAAUAUCUGUGCCAGUUUUUCUUAGAUUACAGACCUUUCUGAGCAGCAGUUGCUGAUACUCUGGUUUGAAAAAUAUGUAUGUGCAUGAUAGUCCAGAGAGCUAGGCUCUUCCAGCAAGGUUUUGUCACUUGUUUAUUGCAUGAAAACAGUGAGUCCUCUGCAGUCAUCCUAGCACUGAUACUGUAGCCUGUAGUACAGUCAUUCUUUCUUACAUACAAACCUCUAAAUGUAGAUCACUAAUUUAAAAAAUUUCAGUUUUUCAUGGGAAGUGUGUGCCUUACCUAACCAGAAAUAAUAAAUGAACUCGCACAAGAAUUUAAUCUUUUCUCAACUUUCAACAUAACUGUGGAAAUAAAAGUAGCAAUUCCCUCACUGCUGACCAAAUGUUGUCCUACGUAAAGUGUUGUCUGUUUUUCACUUUGGAAAAAACUUGAAAUAUCCUGAAUAUUGAACUAACUUGCUAGUUCAUUUUUGUCCUCUUCAGCUUAACAGUAGAGAAUGAGAGCUUUUUUUACCCUAUGUACAGUAGCAUCUGGGGGCAUGUCUGCUAUGUGCAUGUUCAGUACAGCUCAGGGGCUGUAGAACAGUCAGGAGAAAGAGUAGUUGAGCACUUUCCAGUAAUUUUUGAUAGUGUCUUUAUAAUACAACAUUUUUGUUCUUAUGGUGACCUGCCAUUUAGACUGCUAAAAGUACUGUUCUCAAGUUGUCUUUAAAGUUCUGCUGACAGUGCAUUGAUCAACGAGGCCUGGCAAUUGAGAAAAAAAGAAAGGAAGAAAAAGUAAAAAGGAAAAAAAGGCUCACAAAGCUACUUAAACUGGCAUUUCACAAACUGGCAUUUCACAAAAUUGAUAGAGAAGGUAGUUCAGCAACAGCAGAUCAGAUUGAGUGGAAACACAUAGUUGGACUAUCUUCUAUAGAUUUGUUUGAAAAUACUCGAGAAAAGUGGAUGUGGAGAGAACAAAGACAGACCUCCAGCCCCCUUCUUCUGCACGAAACUUUCCUUUUCUCUCAUCUCUGAAGUAUUCUGCUUUGCCAGUAGAAAGAGAAGAGAAACAGAUGUUCUAGUUUUGCUUAGCCUUGCAGUGAUUGUUCACUGUGUAGGUGCCAAUUCUCAUUUCUUCAUAGUCAGGGGAAUCAAAACAGUUUACAGGUAUAGGUGUCCCCCACACUUCUUGCUCCUGUGUCACCUGGAUUAUAAACUGUUUUCUCUCUUCAGUUUUGGUGUUCUACUUCUGUUUAUAAACAUGCUUAGAGGACAUGGAUUCAGUCACUGCAUGUUGUGCUGUUGUCAGGCCAUGCUCCUGCAUUCCAUACAAAGUGAUUUAACACAACUUUGGCUGAUAGAGCCAGUUUGAGUAGAUAAGUUAAGCAUUAGCACAGAGGGACUGAGAACUGCAAGAGGAAAAAAUUAGAAUGAGUACAGUACUGAGAUUCUUUCCAACACUGCAUUCUGAAAUAGCUCUUUAUUUUUAGACUAUCGUUCUUGCUUUAAAAACACAAUGCAUAGUUGCAUUUAUACGAUAUUUAGCUAUUUGCAUUUGGCAUUUCUCCAAUGUGGCAAUACUUUACACCUCGCACAUAUAUAAGCUAUGAAACUCAUUGCCACAAGAUAUUUUUGAAGGGAAAUUAUUAGUGGGUCCCAAAAUCCUGCUAGCUGUUGUCACAGGGGAAAGAACUGGGCCAUCAGUUUGAUGCAGGAUGGUAUCCUAUUUUGCAUCACAUAAUGUUCCAAGUGCCACACCGCAUUGCUUGGGAUCCUUGGAAAGUUAUGAAAUGCUCUACAAAAUGCCACAGCUCAGUUCUUGAUUGUUUCAGUAGUUGAAAUGAUAAUUCUGGAAAUUUGAAUAAAUCAAGCAUUGGUUGGUAGGUCUUGUGCUUCAGAAGCACCUGCAGCACUGCUUAAGCAGCCUUAGCUUUUCAUUUUUGGGAAUAGUAGAAAUGGAGCUGCAUAUAGGUACAACAUGUGCAUUAUAAUAGAGAAUUACAAUAUAGUAAUAGGCAUUUUUUAUCUCAAGAUGUUUAACAGUGCAGUUAAUAACCAUUUACUGUAGGUCAGAGCAAAAUUUCUUAAAAGUGAGUGUGUCUCUUUUGACUUCAGUGAUAUUAUGUCUGCUGAUAUCAACUGAGCUGCUGGUUUUAUAUAAAAAUAUAUUUCAGAAAUUAAAUAUAUUCAGAUAUUUAAGGUCAGGUGUUUUGGGGAGCUGCUCACAGAUGCAAACAUUUGGUUGUGCAUUUGGAAAAGCUCUCUGAAAAUGCAGGUUGUAAGCAUCAAUUAAAACUUAACUUUCUUGUAAUUUGAGAUAAUUCAGAUUAUUGCCAAUGGCAGCAAUAAAAGGUAUCACUGUUGUGGCUCAGAAGAAAUAAUUUUUCAGCUUAUACACAGUUGGUUCUUUUAUAUAUGUGUGUGUGUAAUGUGAAAUAGUACAACUGCAGCUUGUGUUACUGAAGCAAAGAACUCUGACCUUUAGCCAUUUAUGUGCUUGUUACUUGCAAAAGUGUGACAAGACAUCAGUCCAAAACAGUGCUGUUCUUGAAGGAUAAGCUGAUGAGGUGUUUUUUUUUCAGAAAAACUAAAUUAAUUUCUUAGGUAUGUAUCUGGAGCUGCAUUUCUUUAUGUAUGUAUUAAUUACGUUGCUUUUGAGUGUAGAAAACCUGACCCCCAAAAACCAGCUGGGUUUUCUGGGGAUUUCUUACCUAAUAAGCUUUGUCUCCUCAGGUGAGAGUAGUGAUAGGUACACUUGUGGGUUACUUAGAGAGGAUAGAAUCCUCUUCUGACUUGCCAUUGUAUCUACUGGAACCUACUGUUCUACAAGUGGGACAAAACAUACUCUUGUGAAAUGCAGGAUAUCCUUAAGUGCAGGUGAAAAUUGACUCUUUCUCCCUCUCCAUAUCUCCAAUUUCAUUUACUCUUAGUGAAGAUUUAGGAUGGUCAAAGAUUUCUGUAACCAAUGUAUUACUCAGUAUUUUCAUGUUAGUGCUGAUAGAUGAUAACAGAUUUACUGUAAUCCAUGCUCUGAUUAUGUAGUUGCAAGCAUAUUUACCACCUGUUUAUCUAUAAAUACUGCUAUAAAGAAAACUAUGGAAUAAGACAAUUCUGUCUUUUCUGCAUGGAAAUCCUAGAAAUAAAACUGGUGAUAACUGGGAGAUGCAGAGGCUUUGAUUUCUACAGCAUUGUGGCCUAGCUGUACCUCUCACAGAUUAACGUCUGCAUUCUACAAAACCUCAGUUUUCAGAUUUUAUUUUUAUGAAAUUCAACCCCCCCUUCAUAUUUAUUAAAUAAAUGUUUUGAGGCAUAUGUCUAUUUGUAUACUUGUGUAUUUAUUGAAUGUUAAUCAGUCUACAAAAUGUUAAAACUGUAUUUCAUAUCCUAGGAAGUACUUACAUAUUAAGCAAAAGUAAACAAAUAAUUUUUCUUCCUUGCUUGCACAAUAUGGUGGUUGUCUAAAGUGUUAGUGAUUUUGUAACAAAGUUCCACCAGGAGAUAGGAAAGAUACCACCAAUUAUAAACAUGGUUGUGUUUGCAAGAAGACCAUACUGAUAAGCUGCCAUUGCGUAGACUUGCUGGCUGACUGCUUGCUCAAAAAUCGCUGUGCUGUGGCUGUGAAAACUACAUGGUUUUUUGCUGAUUUUAUGCAUGUAGCAUCAUUCUGUUUAAUUCAUUAUUCAGAAAAAUUUCCUGGACUGACUGAUUAAGUCUUACUAGACUAACUUACCAAUUCUAUAUAUUGUCAAGAUAAUCAGUUCUAUCAGAGAGAAUGAUUUGUUGGUUCUGGCCUAGGUUUUGAAGGUUGGCACAGUGUGUGCAAAUCGUACAAAAGUUUAUCACAAUUUGAAGCACUUCAAGUACAAGUUGUAUGUGGAUUGCAGCUCUGUUGCUGGAUCGGAUGGUGUUGAGGAUGAACCAGUCAAAGACACUGUA
Molecule: messenger RNA, 6306 nt
Organism: Myiozetetes cayanensis
Lineage: Eukaryota; Metazoa; Chordata; Aves; Passeriformes; Tyrannidae
Gene: CCDC82
Product: coiled-coil domain containing 82
Exons: 7
Coding region: 341-1543 (400 amino acids)
Cellular component (GO): nucleus
Source: RefSeq, a predicted model, not a curated record